AAAUUUCCACCGAUUCGUCCUUACUUGUGUCCUAAUAAUUUUACUCAAAACUGUUUUCUGCUGAAAGCUCGUUUCAGGACGAAACUCUCCGAACAAUCCUCUCAUGAACGCCUCAACAUUCGUUGGUUCAGUCUGCCGGCAACGUUCCUCUGUGCUUUGAUUUCGCUGCUUUUUCUAGAGUUGAAAAUCGCUUGAAGCACAUGUCUUAUCGAUCGAGCCAUUCUGCUGAAGCCAUGGGUUAAAACUGUCCAGUCGCAAAGUUCACGUGUGUUGUAAGUUUCCAGUGCUUGUACGAACUUAUGUCAACAAAAACUCCGGAAAUGACCCGGAACGGCCACGAACUAGCUCCACUCAACACCCGGAAUGGCCCCGAAGGGGGCAAGCCGGGUGUCACCAUCGUGCUGCAGGGCCCUCGAGGCUCGAUCAUCUCCAGGGGAAGCGCUCCCAUCGACCAGGAUCCGGAUAGAGCGGCGUGGUCCGGAAAAAUGCAAUUCUUUUUGUCAAUUAUCGGGUACUCGGUGGGAUUAGGGAAUAUUUGGAGGUUUCCCUAUUUGUGUCAACAGAACGGCGGAGGUGCUUUUCUAAUUCCUUUCGCCGUUAUGUUGAUCCUUGAAGGCAUUCCGCUCUUUCUCAUAGAGCUGGGAAUUGGCCAGAAGAUGAGAUUGGGCUCUUUGGGUGUCUGGAAUACUAUCCAUCCUUGGCUGGGUGGCAUCGGAAUUUCGUCGUGUAUCGUCACUUUCUUCGUAGCUCUAUAUUACAAUGUCAUCAUCACGUGGUGUUUUUAUUACUUCUUCAACAGCUUUCAGUACCCUCUGCCUUGGGAAAACUGCCCCGUGGUGAAUGGCACCGUGGUCUCCGAGUGCGACAAAUCCUCCGCCACCGCCUACUUCUGGUAUCGCACCACACUCGACGCCGCUACCAGCAUCGAAGAUCCGGGGAUUCCCCGCUGGUGGAUCGUCCUCUGUCUACUUCUCUCGUGGAUCAUUGUGUUUUUCAUUGUCAUGAAAGGCAUUCAAAGCUCGGGCAAAGUUGUUUACUUUACCUCUAUGUUCCCGUAUCUUGUUCUGACAAUAUUCUUCAUCCGGGGAAUCACUCUCAAAGGCGCCAGUGCAGGUUUGGCUCACAUGUAUACCCCCAAAGUCGAAAAACUCCUUGAUCCAAAAGUGUGGCUUGAAGCUGCCACCCAAGUGUUUUACUCCUUUGGGUUGGCUUUCGGGUCACUGAUCGCUUUCGGGUCGUACAACACGCCAAAGAAUAACUGCGUCCGAGACGUGAUCCUAGUGUCAAUUUGUAAUGCCUUCACUGCGAUUUACGCCAGUGUUGUUAUUUUCGCCAUUUUGGGAUUCAAAGCUGUGAGCAAUGUCGACAAAUGCUUGGAGCACAAUAUACAGUUCCUGAUUAGUAAUGGACAUUUUGCUAAAGCAAAAGCGGUAGAUAUUUCGACGACGAUGUACGAGGAAGCAGUUAAAAAUUUAGACAAUUCUACUUUGGCACAACUUCGGACUUGUUCGUUAUCAGAUGAAUUGAGUGGAGCCGCCCAAGGAACUGGUUUAGCUUUCAUUGUGUUUACACAAGCCAUUGUCGAGCUACCAGGUGCUCCUUUCUGGGCUGUGAUUUUCUUCUUGAUGCUUCUUUCUCUUGGAAUUGGGUCACAAAUCGGCAUUUUGGAAGGAAUGCUUUGUACCAUCUUUGAUAUAGAGAUCCUCAAAAGAAUCAGAAAGCAAUACAUCACAGCGUUUGUCUGUGUCGUCUGUUUUUGCAUCGGUAUGAUCUUCACAACAGGAGCUGGCGAAUAUUGGCUGAAAAUGUUCGAUUCCUUUGCUGCUACCAUCGGAUUGGUUCUUGUAGCAUUAAUGGAAAUGAUUUCUGUAAUUUAUGUUUACGGACACGAAAAAUUUACAAAGGAUAUUCAAGAUAUGACCGGAAUUAAGCCGGGGGUGUAUUGGCAGCUGACUUGGAGGUUCUUAGCGCCGAUUAUAAUGACCGCCAUCUUGAUUGCUUCCAUUGCAGACAUGGUAAAAAAGCACCCGUCGUAUGAAGUUUGGAUUCCUGAUUUGGGUAAAGCUGUAGAAACGGUUUAUCCGGGCUGGGUUUUGGCUAUAGCAGUCGCAAUGAUCGCUGCUGGGGUUCUCCCUAUUCCAAUGGUGUUCCUCUUGAGACGCUACCAAUGCCUGAAGAUGGAUAUCAACAUUCACGAAGGUUCCAUCAGAAGAAUUGACACAACAGUGUCUACCAAAGAAAUGAUCACAGACGUUGAUUUGGACGAUGAAGAGGAUGACGUUGAUCCUUUGGGGGAGUACCACGACGAUUCGGAUGACGAUGAUGGGCCUCAAGUCAAUAGCCGUCUAGAAAAAAGCUUUCGUAUGGAAGUUAUUGAUGAUUAUUGAAAAGAGAUGUCUUAGAAUAGUUAAUGAAAUGUGAUAUUUUUCUUAGAUUGAAGGCCCGACAUCACAAAAUCUUUCUUCCCAAUUUAUUUAUUUUCUAUUUUGAGUAAUCAAAAGUGUUAAGACGUCUCUAAACAAUAAUCCAAUUGUUACUAGCUUUAGGUUAGUUGUUGUAAACAAUUGGUGUAUUUUACAUUGUAAAUAGUGUAAAUACGAGUACUUAUUUAAUUCCUAGAAGAUGCAGAUUGUGUUAAAAGAAUUUAUCGAAUUAUAGUAUAGUGCCAAAAUGUUGUAAACGGUAUAUUUUUUGCAUGAGUGAUUAAAAUGUGAUGACAUGUUGUAUUACAACAUUGGCUAAAUACUAUAUUAAAGCAAAGCUUGUUGAUAUUAGGUUAGUAGCCUAAAUAAGCUUGGCGCGGUUCAAAACCUCGCCUUAGCCAAUUAAGUAUUGAACGAAGAAACAAUAAUUAAUGUUUAAUACUCAGUAGAAUCAUUUCCCAUUUUCUUUUGUACUGUUCAUCCAAUAAACCAUUUUUUUUUAAUUUUAUUUUGUUAUCGAUGCACGUUAGACCCCAUUUUAAACCGAAAAAUAAUAAAUGUGUGUGCCUGACUCAAGCUCAGUGUGGUUAUUUUUCUUCCACUCGAAGAAUGAAUCUUUUCUCAACACACUGCGUUUGACAAUUUUUGUAUCUUCAAUGUUUAUUCUUGGAAUUUUUUCAAAUGUUGCACACUUUAACAUUCUGCACAUACCAAGAGUGUAUGCCUGGUUGCAUAUAUUCUUAAAUUAUUUUUUGAAAACGAUUAAUAUAAUAAUAGUACAAUUUAUUAUAUCGCGAAUUGCUCAGAAAAUACAUUUAGGGAUUAUUUUCUGAAAAACAUUGUGACUUUAGUCGAUAGAAAACAUUUUCACAAUAACAAUUUAGGAGGGGAUUCCCUCUCGAACGCUUCAGUAAAAAUUUAAAUUUAGUUAUUUUUUAGGAAAGGUUGAAUUUAGGUUCAAAUAAUGCAAGACUGUUGUAAGAAUUGUUUACAUAUUAAAAUUCUUAUGUAACACGGAGGAAAUUGUGUAUUUAGAAAUAAAAAAGCAUGAAAAUUU
Molecule: messenger RNA, 3480 nt
Organism: Tribolium madens (black flour beetle)
Lineage: Eukaryota; Metazoa; Arthropoda; Insecta; Coleoptera; Tenebrionidae
Product: sodium-dependent neutral amino acid transporter B(0)AT3
Exons: 7
Coding region: 300-2387 (695 amino acids)
Biological process (GO): sodium ion transmembrane transport
Cellular component (GO): membrane
Source: RefSeq, a predicted model, not a curated record